Messenger RNA from Diplodia corticola, 273 nucleotides. RefSeq lists its product as uncharacterized. Bases 1 to 273 code for a protein of 90 amino acids. The transcript has 2 exons. Lineage: Eukaryota; Fungi; Ascomycota; Dothideomycetes; Botryosphaeriales; Botryosphaeriaceae. The record is from RefSeq and is a predicted model, not a curated record.
AUGACGGGUAUCGUGCAGUCGCUCGAGAACCUUGUGUCGUCCUUCUUCGCGCUGAUCGGCAACCUGCUGAACGGCAUCUUGUCGGCCUUCCAGUCCGUCGUUGCCGUCAUCUUCACCUUCUUCCAGCAGCUGGCCGGCCUGGCUCAGGAUGCGGUUUCGUUCCUACUGCACAACAUUGUCAUAUUGGGCGUCAUUGCCGCUGCAGUCUUCGCUUUCUUCGCGCUUCAGCAGCGCCAGAGCGGCGGAACGAUUGGGCAAAAGAAACGGGCUUGA